AUGUCUAUAACUACACUCGAGCCUCCUUCUUCAAAGUCAAUUGCUAUCCAGAUCAAACUUAAUAAUGAUAUCAUCCAGAAACUUAAAACUAGUCCUGCUAAGUUGAUAGUCAGGGACGGGAAUUAUGUAUGUCCGACCUACCGCCUUCACUAUUUGCACCACGACCAUGAUCACCACUCGUGAGGUAAUUUGGUUCUGUCCAAGCUCUUUUUUUUUGUUCUUUUUUUUUUUUUUUUUUUCCUUACUAACUAGAACCUCGUAGUUUCUCAAAGUAGCAGAGGAGUACCCAUGUGUGAGACUACCGGAGAAUUCAAAUGUCGAUAUUUACUCAGGCUCAUCGUAUCAGGGCCGGGUGUCUACAAAGUUGACUGUGGUCAGUGAUUCCAGGCGGAUGAACCAGAUCAAAACCGCUACACCACUAACACCGACUCCAAGAACACCCACGCCGUUAUCUCCCAGCAUAAGAUCACCUAAACCGGCACCAGCCGUGCAAACACCACUCAAGAGUAUCAGUGCCGUUUACGAAGGUUCCAAUAACCCAUUCAAAAUCGGCGCAAAUGACCCGCGCGAGGUGGUUACGAAAAAGUUUGUAUAUCUACUAUCACUUGGACCUAUCUCCUAUCAGGCCAUAUGCCGGCUAAUGGAUUUUGCUGAGAUUGGCGAUCUUUUGGAAGAACACGCCGAGGGAUAUCAAGCGCAAAACUGCCCUGACAUGUUCCCUUAUCGCGAUGAAGGCAAUUUCCUCUACAUUUUAAAAGACAAGACUUAUAAACAACUUAUACCUAUAGAUUGGGAUUACAAGGAAAACGAACAACCAUUGGUGGUUGAUAACAUCAAUAGCGCCUUGAGCAGACUCGGGUACUCCAAAACUCAUCCCGUUCGCAAAAAGAUUCUACUGCCGACAAGGCCAAAAAAGGAAGCACCACCACCUCCUCAACCCUCGCAAACACCAGCAGCUGACGAGGUAAAGUCGAAGCCGCGAAGCGGCAACGACAACAAGUAUUACCAGGAGCUAGCGCUACUGUUCAAGUCGAAAUAUCAGGAAUAUUCGCUACUAUACGCGCAGUUGAAAAGCCACAACUCGGAUAAAGACAAGUUGAUCAAGUUGGUUGAACUACACAACUUGCUACGCGAAUGGAAAGGUAAAUUAUGGGACUAUGAUCGCAAAUUGAAGGAGAUCAAGAGGAGGAAAGUUAUCCACUACUGA
This is a messenger RNA of Lodderomyces beijingensis, 1207 nucleotides long. The record is from the annotation of a GenBank genome assembly. Lineage: Eukaryota; Fungi; Ascomycota; Pichiomycetes; Serinales; Debaryomycetaceae.